GCUAACAGGAGAGCCCAUUGCCACAUGUCUUUCUCCCUCGGUGCAUGACAUGAUUUGUAAGCUUGGUUUUGAAGUUCAAGAACAUUGUGCUGUCAGUAGUGUUGUGUCUGACAAGGGAGAGGUACACUGGGAAGCAGUCACCAAAUGUGUAAAGUGCGUGGAGACAGGCUGUGACCUGGACUACCGGGACAGUGUGCGGCUGCUGGGCCCUGUGUGUGAUGCCGUGCAGCUGCAUUUCUUCUCUCUGACCAAGGGGCAGUUUGAGACGCGAUACGCACCAUGGUUCCAGUGGACAGGCGUUCCCCAGUUAUUUCCUGAAAUAUUCGACUCAUUGAAAAGCCUGCAGUCACCGGCCAUUUCUCUCAGCUUGAUGAAACUGACGUCAUGUCUGGAACGGGCCUUGGGCGAUGUAUUUCUGCUGGUUGGCAAGGAGUGUCCCUUUCUUUUAAGAGAUCUGCUCGCCUCCGUGGAACUUGCACAAGUCUUUGGUCAGCCUGUGAUGAGUGUGCUGAAAGUCUUCCUGGGCUCUCCACGGGGACUGAACCUGCGCAAUGUCCUGUGGCACGGCUUUGCAUCCCCCCAGGAGGUUCCUCCCAAGUACUGUUCGAUGCUGCUGCUGCUGACAGCAGGGCUGGGACAGCUGCUCAAGAGCUUCCUGCAGCAGAGCACCUUGAGGGUGACACACCGACCUCUGGUGGUUCUCAGGAACGUGGAGGACUUGCUUGUGUUCCCCGAUGUUACUGAUGAAAUACUUUCAGUAUUAGAAGGAGUGAUGGCGAGGUCCUCUUUUGUGUUGAAAGUCAUGUUGCCAUACUGGGAGACUGCCGUGGCCAGGUUCCAGGCAGGCAGGUUUGCAGACUGUGCCAUAUUGUUACUGACACAGCUUGAGGCUGGACUUAGGAACAUCUUUGCCAAGGUCAACCAAUGUCCCAGAAGACUCCUGACGGCCGAGUCAACAGCUUUCUAUACCACCUUUGAUGAAAUACUGGCAAAGCACUUGGAUGACGGUAAAAUCAAUCAGCUUCCUCUUUUUCUUGGAGAGCCUGCCAUGGAAUUUCUCUGGGAUUUCCUGAAUCAUCAGGAGGGCCCCCGGAUUAGAGACCACUUAAGCCAUGGAGAGAUCAGCUUGGCUGACUUUCCGAAAGAAGUGACCAGUCAGCUGCUGGCGUUUUCUGUUGUCCUUUUGCUACGGUGUGUGGAUGCCAAGCUGCUGGCACUUUGUAAGGAAAGUGCAGCAGUCCGGUCACUGCUCAGUCUGGCAGAGGGCUACAGCUCUCACUGCCAUCCAGCGUCCCAGCUUCGAAAGCAGGUGCUGAGCUGUGAGGAGAGUGUCCGGAUCUGGCCUCUGCUACCUCUGCCUGAGGAAACCAGCUGGAAGGCGACCAGACAAGAAGACGAUUCCGAAGCAGACGCCUGCAGCUCUUUAACUGCCAAGAUUCUGGAAGAGCUGCGCCAGCAUGUGCCUGAGCAAUGUGUGUGUGCUGACUCGCAGCAUCCUGCCACAGAGCAGUGGCGGCAGCUGCUUGGGGCGCUGUGUUCUACACACAUCUCCACCCUGUUCUGCCCCAGGGCUGUGCUUGAGGUGCUCACGGUGCUGCGCAGCAUCUGCUCGCAAUGCCAGCGUGUGUCUGAGCAGGUGGCCGCCUCCGCAGCGCUCAGGCACAGGCAGUGGCUGGAGAGGAGGCUGCGCUCACGCCAGCGGCACAACUACUUGUGCAUGGCAAGCAGCAUGAGGCUCCUGUCCCCCGUGCUUUACCUGCUUCUACUGCUCGUUGCGCUGGAGCUGCUCAGCAUUCACAGCGUCCUUGGAAAGAAGGCCCCUGAGUACCAGCACUACCUCAGGUUCUUAAAAUCAAUCUUGCAGUACACUGAGAACCUGGCGGUUUACACCAGCCCAGAGAAGAACAAAUGGCAUGACGCCAUCAGUCUGACACAAACAGUUUUGUUGAAGAUCUGGACUUUUUAUGAGAAGAAACAAAUGCUAAUGCACUUAGCUAAGAAAUGCACAAGUGAAGUCACCCUGUGAAAAUCCUGUGUUGGUUGGGCUGUUGUUGUUCUACCAGAAGAUCCCAUUCAAUUGGUCUGAGCCAUGUGGAAAGCGGGGAGCAGGACAAGAGUGGGCAGGGUGUGUGCUCAGGGGCCAGGCUGUCUUUCCCACCACUGUCUACGCUGUGCUUCCUGGGCUGGGGUGAGCUCAGGCUGUUUGUGUGUGCACCAUGUGACUGCAGCAGGUCGGGUAUCACUCAGGCUGGCUGCACCCAAGUGUUGGCACUCUCACCAAGACCCUACCUACAGGGACCAGGCCUCCCUGUGGGGUGAGGGUGGGCUCAGCCAGUCCUUCCUUCAAACUCAAGGAGCAGAAUAACGCCCUGUCCUUCUAGACCUGGCAAAUGCAGUAAGUGGUACCAUCCCAACUGGGCCAUUGUUAGUUGGGGAUUAGGGGUGGACACAGUGCAGCCCCAGUAGGGCUGUGGAUGAAGGUGAGGCUGCAGGCUGGCCUGCAUGCUGCUAGGUACCAGCCGGCCCUGGUCGUGCAUCUGGCUUGGUCUGGGCUCUGAGCUGGGAGGACCGUGCCUAUGGGCUUCUGCGUGCUGUCCGAGGUUUGCUGCUACCUUAUGCCAGGGCAGUGACCCCAGCCAUGGGCUGUGUUCCUGCAGAGGGGUGGUGACCCCCGGCCAUGGGCUGUGUUCCUGCAGAGGGGCGGUGACCCCCGGCCAUGGGCUGUGUUCCUGCAGAGGGGCGGUGACCCCCGGCCAUGGACUGUGCUUCUGCAGAGGGGCGGUGACCCCCGGCCAUGGGCUAUGCUUCUGCAGAGGGGUGGUGACCACAGGCCACACUGCCCAGCUGUCAGCCCCUCUUGCCCUUGGAGGAGCCGCAGCUCUGAGGUGGGUGCUGUGUUCCGGCAGAGACCCGCUGGCUCCCAGGUGAGUGGACUGCUUCCGAGGGAUGCUGAGGUUGCAGAGGAAUUGAGGGGUGGAGGAGUGGAGCCCACGAAGUGCGGCUGUGUCUUCUCCACUUCACCCACAGUUUCCUAUGGGCUCUGUCGCGGCUCACCUCAGAGGAAUCACUGUUCUCAGCACUCUUUGCUGCUCUUGGCUGAACCGCAGUGUCCGUGUGCUGGGCAGGGAC
This is a messenger RNA of Ochotona curzoniae (black-lipped pika), 3129 nucleotides long. It is a transcript of the gene ERMARD, whose product is annotated as ER membrane associated RNA degradation. The coding region runs from base 50 to 2026 and encodes 658 amino acids. Lineage: Eukaryota; Metazoa; Chordata; Mammalia; Lagomorpha; Ochotonidae. The record is from RefSeq and is a predicted model, not a curated record. The transcript has 17 exons.